Messenger RNA from Nematostella vectensis (starlet sea anemone), 3293 nucleotides. RefSeq lists its product as uncharacterized. Bases 628 to 2082 code for a protein of 484 amino acids. Gene Ontology annotation, biological process: spermatogenesis; regulation of DNA-templated transcription. Lineage: Eukaryota; Metazoa; Cnidaria; Anthozoa; Actiniaria; Edwardsiidae. The transcript is spliced from 8 exons. Gene Ontology annotation, cellular component: nucleus. Gene Ontology annotation, molecular function: DNA-binding transcription factor activity, RNA polymerase II-specific; RNA polymerase II cis-regulatory region sequence-specific DNA binding; protein dimerization activity. The record is from RefSeq and is a predicted model, not a curated record.
CUGUAAAAUUCGUCGUUUGCAUGUAUUUCCACUUGCACGGUAUCUGAAAUUAAUCUAAAUUCUAACAAUAAAUUAGGAAGCAAGACGCCUUUUUUGUUUUUUCUUCACAUUUAUUCGGUGGAUAAGAUUUUAUCCGACCUCUAUCAUCCGGAUAACUUUAACAACCGCUGGAUAACUUUAAUUCGGGCUUUGUGCAACCGAAUCACGCCACUCGGAUACGUUUUAUGCGCUGGAUAAGGAUUUAACCGGUGGAUAAGACUUAUCCAAGCUUUGUGCAACCGGCCCCUGGACGUCUCCCAUCCCCCAGAUCGCCAAUCUUUUUCGAACCCUCCCUCGCAGGCAGAAGAAGUCUUAUUAAAGACGAAAAUUUGGCAGAGUCGAAUUCCAGUUUUUGGUGUAUUGUAUUCAUUCUUGUGGUUCACGCACACCACUAUUUGGGCUGUUUGUAUUUAUUCAGUUUUUCUUGGGGUAAACAAAUCUACCCGAGCGCCUUUGCGGGCGUAGUCGCCAUGGCGAACGCUGGCGAAUGUCUAUUUUGUGAAAACUCAAUGACGAAUACAAGAAAGCAACGGCUUUCCGAGAUUGCUUUUUUCCGCUGCUUUUACAGUUUCUCAACAAAUUACGACUAUGGAUAAUCUUUUUGCACCAAAGUUUACUGCAGAGCUUUGCUUGGCGAUUCUGUCGCCGAAAGAUAGAAGUCUCUACCAAUCAACAUUCAACUACCUUCUUGAACAAUGUUGUACUCCAAUCGAGGUCAAGAGUCAUGGGGAAGCACUCAUCCACUCGAGAAAUGCAAAGUUCGCAAUUAUAAUCAUGCCAGACGAAGAUGUUGAUCUUAUAAAGAAACUCAAGGCUCCAGAUGGUCUGAAUAACCAAACUUCAGUUGUUGUCAUUUCUUCAGAAGACAAAGUUACAGCCUCUCAUCAAGAGAUGUUGGACAACAAGUUGGUGCAACAGGUGGUUCAAAUGACCUCUGACUCCUGCAAAUUCCAGAGUGAUCUACUAGCUGCUGUGAAGCAACAGCUUUGGGUGGAUAGACAUGCAGAUAAUAACAUGUGCACUCUAAAUACAACAAGCCCUGAAACUCAGCCUCAUGGAAACAACCAUUAUCAGAUGCCAGUCCUACCAGAAAUCCCAGGUGUCAUCAGUCUUCCCCGCCAGCCAGGGUUUCUGCCAGGGUACAUGCAAGGUCCUACAGGACAGUUUCCAAUCAUGCCACUACAGCCAUAUACACUUUAUCCACCAAUGCCUGUCUCCUACCCGAACCUGCCGCAGAGCCAUAUGCAGCCCACCUUUACCCCACAGUACAUGAUGCCUAGAGUGGUGAGCUUUAGAAACCAACAUGAUGAGGCUUUUCUCAGCCUUCUUGGUCAAAGUUCACGCAUUAAACCUGAUCCCUCUCAAGGCCAAGCAAAAACAGGAACCACAACCGGAAGCACUAUUGAUGACUCAAACAGCCCCAUGAAGAAUAAAGACCCUGCUAGCACGAAGCCUCUCCCGGCCAUUAAGAAGUUUCUAGAAGCCCUGGGUCCUGUAGAGACUGAAAAAAUAGCAGAAAAAGACCUGAAAGAACAAGAGAACAAGGAAACUAAGGAAAAAAGCGAAUCCGAUGAGCCACCCGCCAAGAGACUGAGAGGGAACACACCCCUGAAGGACAACACUGAAAAAUCUAGCCUUCAAUCACCUAAUGAAACCGCUAAAGGUGAUGUAGAGCAUGAGGGUGAGAAGUAUCCGCUACCCGUUUCUCAGGGCCUUCCCUAUUUUGUCUCACUUGACAAAGAGAUGGAGCGUAUGGCCUUUGACCCUGCAGUGAAGCCAUCUGAUCGGCACAAUGCAAAAGAAAGGCACCGAAGGGUACGCAUCACAAAGGCAGCAGAUUUCUUUCGAGACUCUGUACCCUGCAUGAAUGCCAACAUGGAUAAAGCCACAGUAUUCCACCUGACUGUUUAUUACCUGACAUAUAUCCGCAACUCGCUGCAACAAGAGGAUCCAAGUCUUCUGAGUAACCUGCACAAGUCUUAUCGCCAAGAAUGGGAGAAGUAUUUCAACAUGCAGCAAAUGCUGGACGAGCCCUGUAUGUGAGAAAAUCAAGCCCAUCAACCAAGGCCUAUAGACAAAGCGAGACAUACAUUAGCGGAUGACAGAGAAUCUACGACGGCGCACACGUUGAAAUUAUCCGCGUGAUAAAAGAGAAACGUGGUUUUGCGUGCUCAAAUCUUGUGUGUGCGCCGUCGAAGACUCAACCCCGUCUACUUUUAUGGAGAGUCUACCCGCCCGUCCCAUCUCAGCAGUUAAUAUUUUAUACUUAAACAACCUCUGUCAGUCGCCAUUUUGUCAUCCUAGCAAAGUACAAAGUGUGAAAAAGCAUCCAUUUCCAUCGGCUGAUUUGGGGAAGCCAAUGAGAUAUUUAUGAUUGAAUUUGGUUAAUAAAGUAUUAAACUCUGCUUUUAGAGGGUUGCUCCGAGGUUUUAGCACAUUAUGUGCCUUCCAAUAUGAAAUGACGACAAUAUCAAAGGUGUGGCUGACACAAGGGCUCUCUUAAAAGACGGGGUUCAAAACUACAAUAAAUUCACGAGAUCUUUGGAAGACAUGUCUAGAAUAUUUACCUCAACAAACUAUUGUGACGUAGAUAAAGCAAGGAACGAAGCCCUUUAAAGGUCAAAUUAACCAAUGUCAAGAAGCCUAUGAACAAUGUAAGCUUUUUUUACCAACACACCAGUCAUAUCUAGAUGUAUCAUGUGAAAAAAAGGACAUUUUAGUAUAAUUCAUUGCCGUCGAAUUCACAGCAAAUUCGCCAAUAUAAAUAAUUCUAAGAUUAUUUCGUCGAAAUUAUUAUUAUUUUAAUUAAUACGUCCAUCAGACCUCUUCUGGCGUGGGGUAGAUGGAUUUUUUGUAUUAUAUAAGCAUUACUGGCGAGCUGGCCCGGCAAUGAUUUAGUUGCCAUACUACCCAUGUACAUGUGUAUUGUUAUCUCAUCAUCCUAUCGAAUUGUUACGUUUAUUUAUUUAUUUAUUCAUUCAUUUAUUGUUUCUUUUGUUUUAUUUAUUAUUUAUUUAUUAUCAACCGUAGUAUGUGCAUGGGUAGUUGGUACGCUGCCCCUCAUUGCCGGAUUAGCUCGCUAGUGGCAAUUAUUGUAUUUAAAGGUUAAAGGUUAAAGUACAUUGUACAAAACGCUCACACACGUCACGACCCAUGGAGACUGAAUCGCAAGCUAUAAGCUUUAUAUUGUUUACAAUGUGUCUUUACCAAUUUGCGUUUACAUUAAGAUAUCCUGCAAAACAGGAUCAGACAUA